GAGACCCGAGUCAUAUGAUUUUCAGUCAGGAAACUCCCCAAUUGCUGCAGAGAUGGAGCUGCUGCUUAGACAACAUGUUAUCCUGCUGCUUUUCCUGCUGACUUUGGGUUCAGGUGCAGUUAUAAAGCAAUCAAAAGAACAGAAAGAAGCAUGGGGGUAUGUAACAGUCAGAAACAAUGCACACAUGUUCUGGUGGCUCUACUAUGCAAACAGCUCUGCCAAAAAUUUCACGGAAUUACCUCUCAUUAUGUGGCUUCAGGGAGGUCCAGGAGCUUCAGGCUGUGGAUUUGGGAACUUUGAAGAAAUUGGUCCCUUGGAUGCAGAACUGAAACCAAGAAAUACAACCUGGCUGCAGGCAGCCAGUUUACUGUUUGUCGAUAAUCCCGUUGGCACUGGAUUCAGUUACACAAAUGAUAGUGAUGCGUUUGCAAAAGAUCUCUCCACUGUAUCUUCCGAUAUGCUGGUUCUUCUUAAAGAAUUCUUCAGGUCAAAGAAAGAAUUCCAGACUAUUCCAUUCUACAUCUUCUCAGAAUCUUAUGGAGGAAAAAUGGCAGCUGGCAUCGCUUUAGAGCUGUAUAAGGCUAUUCACGAUGGGAGCAUACAGUGCAAUUUUGGUGGGGCUGCUCUCGGAGAUUCAUGGAUUUCUCCUGUAGAUUCUGUGCUUUCCUGGGGGCCUUACCUUUACAGCACUUCUCUCCUUGAUGAUCAAGGUCUAGUAGAAGUGACUGCCGCUGCCAAAAAGGUCAUGAAUGCAGUGAAUAAAGGGCAAUACACACUGGCCACUGAGCUCUGGAGUCAAACCGAGGAAGUAGUUGAACAGAACACUGACAACGUGAAUUUCUAUAACAUCCUAGCCAAGAAGUCUCCAGAUCUCAAAGCCUCGAAACAUGAAAAUACCCAUCUUCUUAAACUUUACCAGCGCCAUGUCGAACGUCUGCAUAAGGACAGCUUAAGUGACCUGAUGAAUGGACCCAUCCGAAAGAAGCUGACAAUCAUUCCUGACUCUGUCACAUGGGGAGGUCAGUCAAAAGAAGUCUUCUUACACAUGGCCGAAGACUUCAUGAAGCCUGUCACUGAUAUUGUGGAUGCGCUGCUGGCAGCCAAUGUCAACGUUACUGUCUAUAACGGACAGCUGGAUCUCAUUGUGGACACCAUGGGCCAGGAGGCAUGGGUUCGGAAACUGAAAUGGCCUAAACUGAAGCAGUUCAGCCAACAAAAAUGGAAGGCUCUGUAUGGAUCUCCAGAGUCCUCUGAGACAGCUGCUUUCCAUAAGUCCUAUGAGAACUUGGCCUUCUACUGGAUUCUAAAGGCUGGGCACAUGGUACCAUCCGAUCAAGGGGACAUGGCAUUGAAAAUGGUCAGGAUGGUGACACAACAGAAACACUGGUGAAAUGGAUGCCAGCUGGCAUGGUUUUCACAUACAACUCCGGUGCAUUAGCAGAACUUGUGCCACAGACUGAACUUCAGAAGGAACAAUCACUCUGUGGAAAGUUAGCCUCUUUUACACUUUGGUAAUGUGCAAGGCAUUUAAGGUGAUGCAUGGUUAUUCUUAAAUGAAAUGCUGCCUUCGAAUUUGUAAACUGUGAUUCUCUGCCUCAAUACUGCUCACCCUGACUUUUCCUAUGAGAACUUCACUCUGAUAAAUAACACACUCUGACGCUUC
Malaclemys terrapin pileata is the source of this 1663-nucleotide messenger RNA. Its product is annotated as retinoid-inducible serine carboxypeptidase-like. The record is from RefSeq and is a predicted model, not a curated record. The coding region runs from base 53 to 1390 and encodes 445 amino acids. Gene Ontology annotation, biological process: proteolysis. Gene Ontology annotation, molecular function: serine-type carboxypeptidase activity. Lineage: Eukaryota; Metazoa; Chordata; Testudines; Emydidae. The transcript has 13 exons.